AUGAUGCUGAAAAUGAAGAUUUUAAUGAAACUUCUUGUCAUUUUGAUGUUGAAUUUGUCAUCAAUUCAAGCUGUUAUUUUUAAUUCUACCAAGAAAGUUGAAAAUCUUGAUUUAAAUGACACAAAAAAAUAUUCAGAAUUCUUCAAGCUGGUUCAAAAUUUUAUAAUUGAUUUGGAUCAUGAAAAUGUGUCAGUAGAGUGCAAGAAAUCAAAUAAUUUGUUCAAAAAAUCGUUGCACAAUCUUGAAUUUUGGGCAUUGCAAAUGUUUGAUGCAAAUGCAAAAAUUUCAAGUGGUCUAUUGAAUGGAAAUAUUCAUCAAUUUGGAAAUUUUGAUCAAUGCAUCAAUACAGCAUCUUCAGGAAAUCAAUUCCAAGGAAAAUAUUGUCUGUCACACAUCAUGUUUGAUGUUCCUGAAAGUCUCGAAUAUUUGAAUCUUUUAAAGCACCGAAUGCUUGCACUGAAUCCAUUUGUUAGUGAAUUUGAUGAUGCAAGCCACAUAGUGCCAAAAAGCUCUGAAGUCAAAUGGGCAUCAUGCAUUCCAUCAAACUGUGCUGCAACAGAUCUAGGAAUUGCUAUGAAAGAAUCACUGACAAGAUUAUUUAACGAAUUUCCAAUAAAAAUUAGAAUUCAGAUCAACGAAGUGGAUUGUCAAGUGAGGAUUAAUGAAAAGUUACUAAGUGUUGGCGAGAAAUUAAGCAUUGGGUUGUUUGUGGCUUUAUUUACUGUUAUUGUUGCAUCAACGUUUGCUGAGUGCUUCUUUGCAUCAGAGAACAGCUUAAUGACGUCAUUUUCAUUAAAGAAGAACUUUAACGAGCUCAUAUUAGUCGAAUCAUCAAACAACGACAUCAAGUGCAUGCACAGCAUCCGCACAAUCUUAACAGUUCUUUUAAUAACAGCUCAUAAAGCAAUGGAACAUGGAUUUAAUCCAGUCGCACAUAAAACGCAAAUGAUUGAGUUCUUGCUGCAGCCAAUUAACUUAAUAUUUCGCAUUAGUUACCUUCACACGGAUGUAUUCUUAAUGUUCAGUGGAUUCCUUGUAACUCAAACUUUUAUGGCCAAAAUCAAGCGUGGUCAGAAAAUUAAUAUUUUUAAAGAAAUAAUUGGACGAUAUUUUCGACUCAUCCCAUCAAUUGCCAUUCUCAUAAUUUUUGUCACUUUUAUUCUCCCAAAUCUUGGCAGUGGUCCAUUAUGGCCAAUAUUAAUUGAGUAUCAAUCGGAUUUAUGCAAAAAAACAUGGCUGUCGAGUAUUUUCAUGGUACAAAAUUUAAUUGGAAUUGAGAAUAUCUGCAUGAUGCAUACACACCAUGUGGCUACAGACUUUCAACUGUUUCUAAUUGCACCAGUUGUUGCUGUUUGCUUAUGCAAAUAUCAUGAAAAGACUGUAAAGUUGAUAGUGCUGUUGUCGGCUGUGUCAACAUUUGGAAGAUUUUUAAUUGUGUAUUUUGGAGGCAUAUCUGUUUUCAUGACUGCUGGAAUGAGAAUUUCUGACAUCUUCAAGAUUGCUGAUUUAAUGUACAUUUUACCACCAUAUCGAUUUACUGUAUAUUCUAUGGGAAUCCUACUUGCUUACUACAUUAACAAACACAAAGGACACAAAAUAGCUUACAAAACAAUCUCAACUGGAUGGAUAUGGGCAAUUUCCUCGUUGAUAACUACAGUAGCAAUAAGUGCUGCAAAUGAUAAGCAAACUCUGAUGAGAGCUGCACUUUUUGCAUCAAUUUGUUCAAUCACAUAUUGUGGAUUUUUUGGAUGGAUUAUUUAUUCUUCGGAGCUAGGAUUUGAAAUUCAAUUUGCUGUAUUUCAUUACAAUAAUGGAAAAGUUCGAGGAUCGACACAAUAUAGCUUUUAUGGAAGUAUUGUGGAUCUCAAUGAGCUGUUCAUCAUUCUUUUAUCAGCAACCGUUUUGACAGUUUGCAUUGAUUAUCCAUUCAAAAAUAUUAAGAAGGCUUUUUCAGAUAAAAAGUCAGCAAAAAUAAAACAAUAGAUGCUUUAAAUUGUGAUAAUAUAAUUUAAAAAAUAGUUUUGUAUUUUAAUGGCAAGUAUUUUAAUUUAAAGAAUAAAAUCAAGAUGUGGAAAC
Chironomus riparius is the source of this 2076-nucleotide messenger RNA. The record is from the annotation of a GenBank genome assembly. Lineage: Eukaryota; Metazoa; Arthropoda; Insecta; Diptera; Chironomidae.